AUGGAACAUUAUCAGACCACAACGCAGUCGCUAUCUCGAAUCGAUCUUGAAGCUUCCUAUCAAGCAUUUGUUCGAGGUCAAGUUGGUCAACAACAAUAUUCUCGUGAUGAAGUUGAACAAUUUGUACGAAAUAGUUCUGAUAUAGAUGCAGCUGAACGUUAUUUCGAUUCAGGACAUGAUAUCAUAGGAAAUUCUCUUCAGUCUCAUUUAUUAUUUCAUUCAUCAAAACUUAAUGAACAACGAGCAAAUUUAUUAAAAUCAAGACGUUCUAAUAGAAGUUUAAAACAAUUAAAUGAUAAUUUUAGUUUACAACAAUUUUUUCCAGAACAAUUUACUACUCAUUUACAAUAUCCAUUUAAACAAAAGGAAAUAUUUGAUAAUAAACAAACGAAAUUUUCUCGUCCACAUUCAAUGCAUGUUGAACAUAAAGAAAAAAAAUAUUGUAUUAAAUUUAUAAAAGAUUCAAAUAAUCUUCCAUAUCUUCCUAAACCUUCACAUCGUUCAACAAAUAAUCGUCGUUUAUUUAUCGUAGAAAAAAAGAAUAUUGAAUCAUUAUUUGAUGCAGAAAUUUCAACAGAACACGGUCUUUCAACAACAUCAAAUACAUCAAAUAUACAUCGUGAAACCUUUCCACCACUAUCCCUAUCUGCUUUAAGAGAAUAUCGACCAACUUUAACACCGAAAUCAGCAGCAACAUCAAAAACUGAUACUCAACAACAAAAACAACAUCGAAAAACACUGCAAAAAACAGAUUUUAUAUGGGAACAAUCUAUUGUUUCACCAAGACAUGAAUGA
Molecule: messenger RNA, 795 nt
Organism: Rotaria sp. Silwood2
Lineage: Eukaryota; Metazoa; Rotifera; Eurotatoria; Philodinida; Philodinidae
Source: the annotation of a GenBank genome assembly